AUGAAUGACUUUUGGGCCUUUGGCUGCAUAGACAAAAGAGAAGUCGUGUUUGCCCGACCACCAGACUGUUUCUGGACAUGGGGGGAUCGACGAAUAGCAUCGCGGACGGAGAUGAGAGAUGGAAUGUCGAUAAUGAUUCGAGAAAGGCCCAUAUCUCCUGAAGGUGUGUACAGUACUCUCAUCCGCAGUGGACUGCGCGUGGGUUCGUUCGUGGAGAGGAGAGAGGAAACCCACCGUCCUCCGCGCCAAGUUCGACGACUACAUAAAAUACAUGGGGUGGCUGCCCCGGAACCAGGCCCGAAGCACGCCUUGGCUGUAGGCGCCGGCCUCCCCUAA
Molecule: messenger RNA, 336 nt
Organism: Coccidioides immitis RS
Lineage: Eukaryota; Fungi; Ascomycota; Eurotiomycetes; Onygenales; Onygenaceae
Exons: 1
Coding region: 1-336 (111 amino acids)
Source: RefSeq, a predicted model, not a curated record